This is a messenger RNA of Naegleria fowleri, 654 nucleotides long. RefSeq lists its product as uncharacterized. The record is from RefSeq and is a predicted model, not a curated record. Lineage: Eukaryota; Heterolobosea; Eutetramitea; Acrasida; Naegleriidae. The transcript is spliced from 2 exons. Bases 1 to 654 code for a protein of 217 amino acids. Gene Ontology annotation, molecular function: catalytic activity.
AUGCCAAAUCGAGCACCCUCCCCAGCCAUCACCUCCGGUUAUCAUGAUGACGGUGCAGCCUUCGCUCACGAAACGGACCACACUCCACUUUAUGGAUUUUUCCUCAUUCUUGUAUUAAUUUUUGCAAUCAUCAAGACAUUUAUUCACAAGAGCAUUGUAUACACGUUCCGAUUUUUGAAGAAAAUUAUUACGGGAAAAGACUAUGAAUGCGUGUUUUGUGGCUUACACAAAUUGGAUGAUGAAUAUAAUACUAUUGUGUUGUAUAGAGAUGAAAUUUGUUAUAUUGUUGAGGAUAUCAGACCUGAGGCAGAAUUUCAUUAUUUAGUCAUUCCUUUUAAACAUAUUCAUAGUAGACGAAAAAUUGAAGAUUUGGAGACAUUACGUGUGGUGAAACACAUGAAAAUUGUUGGACAGCAAUUUGCAAAGAGAAGACAUUAUGAAAUGUGGAAUGAAAUGAGCAGUAAUGGCAUUGCGGAAGAUAGAACCGGUUUCCAUUUACCUCCUUUCAACUCGGUAGAACAUUUACACAUGCACAUUUUGAUUGGAAAAUUUAAAAACUAUCUUUCAAAACUAGAAUUUACUCCAAACACCUAUUGGUACGCCACUUGUGACGACUUGAUCGAGGAUGCAAAGUCUAAGAAAAAAUCAAUGUAA